AUGUCUUACCACGGCCCAAACCGCGAGGGCCUCGGCGAGGACAUUGAGGAGGCCGAGGAGGCCUUCAUCGAUCUCGAGGACCCCAACAUUGAGAUUCUCGACGAGGCUACCCUGCCCGAGGAGGACGGCGACGAUGCCUCUGAUGUAGUUGAUAAUCAUGCCGGAAUGGAUGUGCAGGACCGAGACAACGAGGAGGAUGGCGAGAGUCUGCAUCUGGGUGCCGAGGUGGAGGAUCUGAACGCGGCCCCCGACCAUGAGCCAGAGCGCGACGACGCCUUCGCAACGUUCGUGGCACCGGCGAAAAAGCCUCUGCACGCCAUCACCGUGCACCCACAGAACGAGCGCAUCUUUGCUGUGGGCGGGGAAGGGGAGGAGGUGUACAUCUUGGAGCUGGACGACGCUGACAAGGAGCCGGUGCUCAAGGCUACUCUCACGGGGCAUACCGACACCGUUAGCCUUCUCUCCUUUUCCACGAACGGGGAGUGGAUGGCCAGCGGCAGUCUCGAUUCGAGCGUCGCUGUGUGGUCGACAGCGACAUGGGAGCGCAAGCACACACUGCGCGAUCUCUACGGCGAGAUCAUGACGCUCUUGUGGCACCCCUCCAGCCUCAUCCUCGCCGCCGGCGCCGACGACGCCCAAGCCGCCAUGUGGAAUGUUGUCAAGGGCACUCUCGUCAUGUACUUUGUUGGCCACCGCGGUGCUGUUACCUGCACUGCCUGGUCACCAGACGUUAAGAAGCUGGUGACCGGCAGCAGCGACGGGACCGUUGCCGUUUUCAACCCAAAGACGGGGGAACAGGAGCUUAGCAUAUCGAAGGAUCUGAGCCCCGACAAUGCUGGCAUCACUGCACUGCAAUUUGUGAAUGACGACCAGUGUGUGGUGGGCUGCGAAGAUGGCACGUUGCAUGUGAUUUCUUUACGAAGUGGCAAGGUGGCGACGCACUUCGAAGACCUGCAUGAGCAGGCCAUCGAGUCGCUGGCCAUGAACAGGAGCUCUCUGCUACUCUUGACAGCCAGCUGUGACUGCCGCGUCAUUGUGUGGAAUGUGGCCGACUUCUCUCCUCGUACGACAUUGGAGGUUGGCGAAAGCGUCAUUCCCGCUUUGUGGUCUCAUUCGAACCUGAUCGCCGCCGGGUGCAGUGACGCCACGAUCCGUGUAUGGGACGGACGGUCCUCGGCGCAGGAGCCGCUAGCGGUGCUUAUGGGCCACCGUCGCAUGGUCCUUAGUCUUGUAACCACGUCGACCAUCCUUGCGAGCACAAGCGACGACGGCACCGCCAAAUUCUACCGCUUCACGGAGGCGCUUCAGUAA
Messenger RNA from Leishmania mexicana MHOM/GT/2001/U1103, 1311 nucleotides. RefSeq lists its product as hypothetical. The transcript has a single exon. Bases 1 to 1311 code for a protein of 436 amino acids. The record is from RefSeq and is a predicted model, not a curated record. Gene Ontology annotation, molecular function: protein binding. NCBI's taxonomy places the organism in Eukaryota, Euglenozoa, Kinetoplastea, Trypanosomatida, Trypanosomatidae.